This is a messenger RNA of Vombatus ursinus (common wombat), 2266 nucleotides long. RefSeq names its product SH3 domain binding kinase family member 2 (gene SBK2). The record is from RefSeq and is a predicted model, not a curated record. Gene Ontology annotation, biological process: peptidyl-serine phosphorylation; peptidyl-threonine phosphorylation. Lineage: Eukaryota; Metazoa; Chordata; Mammalia; Diprotodontia; Vombatidae. Gene Ontology annotation, molecular function: ATP binding; protein serine/threonine kinase activity. The coding region runs from base 926 to 1975 and encodes 349 amino acids. The transcript is spliced from 4 exons.
CCUUUGGCCCAGCUUGGGGUUGGCAGUCACCCGAAUCAGCCAGGGCACUGACCAGAGGAGGUAGUGAGAGAGGCCCGGAGCCCUUGGGGGAGGUGAGAUUCAAGAGGGCUGGGGGCUGCGGGGCUAGGGGCAAGAUGCCUGGCUCCCUGAAGGGGUGGGAACUGGGGGACCAGUUCUUCGGUGUCUGACUGAGCUAAGGGCCGCUGGUCCUGUCACCAGGGUCACCAUGGAGUCUUUGGCAAGGGGUCUGAACUUUGGUGUUCGUUGGGGGCCAAAGGGCUGUGGCCUUGGAAACCAGAAUCCCUAGUGGACUGGGGGAUUGAGGAGCUAAUGGAGGGGGCGGCUGGGGGCUCGGACUCCUGGGAACUUGAGCGCAGCUUGGACUAGAAGCUUAGCCACCGAGGUCCCAAAUGGAGGCAGGGGCUGAUUCCUUCCUAGCUUCCUGGCAGAGACUGGGCUGGGGGCCCACAGCCUUGAUUCCCUAAUAGAAGUGGGCUCCCUGUGCUGAGGACCUGGACAGUUGGGCUGCCCCUGACAGUCGUGAGGGUUCUCGGUCAUUGGGAAGGAGUGGGGGCCGAAGGCACGAACACGGUAUCCUGAAAGAGGUUUAGGGGUUGGGGGCCUGGAUGUUGGGGCUUCUGAGAAAUGAGAACCACAGACAACAGGGGGUUGGGUCUCUAUCUAGGGACCCGGGGCCUAGAGGGGGUCUGGGGGCUAGGAUGCUACGUUCCUAACGGAAUCGAGGACCGUGUCCUUAAAGCGGUUUUCAGCUGCAGUAUGGAGCCCAGGGCCCUCAUGGAGCUGCAGGCUAUGGCCUGGACUCCUGGGUUCCCGAGGUGCCCGGUGCCAAAUUUCUGUCUCCAUCUUGUCUGCUCCCACCCCCACCCUGCUUCAGCUUUCUUGACCCUGCCCUGGGGAGACAGCCAUGACAGGAGAGAAGGGCGAGGAGGACGGGGAGGCCCCGAGCCGAGACCUUGGCGAACUCACGCAGGAGGAGCUGAGAGAGGGGCGAGCAGCUGCCCGGGCCCUGGACGAGGUGCUGACCCUGAGCUCCCAGGCGCUGGUUCGGGCCGAGGUUGAGGACCUCUACGAUGAGGUGCGCCCGCUGGGCCAGGGUCGCUUUGGCAGGGUCCUGCUGGUCACCCACCGACAAAGAGGGACGCCCAUGGCCCUUAAGCUUUUAUCCAAGGCUUCGACAACUCGCCAAGGGUUUCUUUACGAGUUCUGUGUGGGACUGACCCUUGGCUCUCACCCUGGCAUCGUGACCACCUACGGUAUCGGGCUGGAGACACAGGCCUGCUACGGCUUCCUCUCAGAGCCCGCCCUGCAUGGGGACCUCAUCGCCUUGAUCCAGCCCAAGAAGGGUCUUCCUGAGUCAGCCACCCAGCUCUGUGCACAGCAGCUCUCCUCGGCCUUGGAGCAUGUCCAUUCGCGGGGCCUCGUCUACCGAGACCUGAAGCCGGAGAACGUGUUGGUGUUUGAGCCAGGCUGCCGGCGGGUGAAGCUGACCGACUUUGGGCACACGCGGCCCCGGGGGACCCUGCUGCGCCUGGCUGGGCCCCCCAUCCCCUACACUGCCCCUGAACUCUGCAGCCCAACCCACCGGCCUGAGGGUCUGCCCAUCCAGCCCUCCCUGGACGCCUGGGCCCUGGGCGUGCUCCUCUUCUGCCUUCUCACCGGCUACUUCCCCUGGGACCAGCCACUGCCCAGCGAGGACCCCUUCUACCAGGAUUUCCUGGACUGGAGAGGUUCUGGGAAGGCCUGUGACCGCCCCGCACCCUGGGCCGGUUUGAGCCCCGUGGCCGAUCAGCUGCUGGGGGUGCUGCUUGACCCUCGGCCCCGGCACAGGGGCCCUGUGGGCUCAGUCCGGGCCUUUCUGGGCCAGUCCUGGCAGGAGAAAGCUGGGAGCCCAGAGCUAGCCAGGAAGAGGGGAGAGAGGGAGGAGGAAGAAGAGAAGGAGUUGGGUGCAGAAUGAGAGAGACCUGGGGGGGAAUCUCCGAGGAGGUGCUCUGUUCUCUCCAUGGGCGGCUGCGGUGGGGGAGGAGACCGGGUCAGGGAGGUGCCCGCCUCUUUGAAGCCAAACGCUCUCGCCCCCCAUCUCUGCAUCUGCCUUCCUCAGUUCACUCCCUGCCCUGGUACCUUUUUCUCCCAGUCUCUUUCGGCUCCUCCUCUCUGUCCUUCCUUCUGUUUUGUUUUUUUUUUCCUCUCUGGGUCUCCCUGCCCACCAGGCUUACCCGUCUCCUCUCUCUAAUAAAGCCUGAAGACA